UUGCUUUAAAUAUUGAGAAAAUAUCUAAUAAAAUGGAGGCUUCGAGAUGAAGAAUAUAUACAACAAUGAGCUUAAUGGUCAUGUUUGGAGGGGGAUGAAUCGUAGUAAUAAAGCUACUAAAUUCCUCCCUUUCUGAAGGGGAGUACUUCCACCACCCCUUCUUCCUCACCUUGCUCUUGUUUAUAGGAGAGAUGUGAAGUUUUAUAGUCGUGUGGGUCAAGGAUUGGAUAGAUAAAUAGGAAAUAUCCACUGUCUCGUUCUAGUAGUGAAAGUGGAGCUCAUGAAUCAUCUGAGAACAAUCCUGAGGCUUUACUUAUUAGAGAGAAGAGACUCAGAACUGAUUAUAACCCACUAGUUUUGGCUAUCCCUAUGCUUUGUGAUGUGACUGCUACUAUUCUGAUGAUUGUAAGUUAUAUCAAUGUACAAGCGAGUGUGGCUCAAAUGAUAGGCUCUUCCAUUAUAUUUGUAGUUGCAAUUGAAGCAGUUUUUUUCUUAGGGAAAUAAACUUUACAGACAUCAUUACCUAGGUGCAACUUUGGUAGUAAUCGGCCUAUUAUUGGUUGCGCUAUCAGCAUUUCUACAUGAGAGUGAAACUGUAGAUGGGAAUACUCCUUUGGCAAUUAUUACUGCUUUUCUGUCCUCAAUUAUGCAGGGAAAUCAGUUUAUCACUGAAGAAAAGUUAUUAAGGACAUACCAUUUAAGGUCCUUUGAGGUAGUGGCAUGGGAAGGUUUAUGGGGCUGAAUAUUACUUGUCUUAAUCCUUCCAGCCCUGCAAUAUAUCCCUUGAUCAAAUUCUAUAUGCAACCAUGGCGUUGUGGAAGACUCUCUGUUUGCACUAAAGCAGAUAUUUUCAGAGCCUAGGAUGAUAAUCCUUUGAAUUUUAGUGUUCUUUUUCAUCUGUAUUUAUAAUGGAUUUGGACUGGCUGUUACCAAGAUGAUAUCCUCUACUAAUCGUGUAGUAGUCCGACAAAUGAAGAUCGUCCUUAUUUGGAUUUUCUUUCUGGUUUAUCCAUAUGAGGGUGGAGAAUCAUUCAAACCAUUACAAUUAAUCGGCUUCAUAGUUCUUGUUAUUGGAGUUUUCUUAUAUAAUGAAGUCAUUGUUAUUCAUCAUCUUGGCUUUGCAGAUCACUUGGACAUCCGCAAAGAUCAAGAAGAUAACCAUAGCAAUGAAUAUGUUGAGUUUGCACGUAAUAACUCAAAUAGUCAAUAGGAAUAUCUUUCAAA
Molecule: messenger RNA, 1224 nt
Organism: Moneuplotes crassus
Lineage: Eukaryota; Ciliophora; Spirotrichea; Euplotida; Euplotidae
Source: the annotation of a GenBank genome assembly